Messenger RNA from Aedes albopictus (Asian tiger mosquito), 964 nucleotides. Its product is annotated as sugar transporter SWEET1-like. NCBI's taxonomy places the organism in Eukaryota, Metazoa, Arthropoda, Insecta, Diptera, Culicidae. The transcript has 4 exons. The record is from RefSeq and is a predicted model, not a curated record. Gene Ontology annotation, cellular component: membrane. Gene Ontology annotation, molecular function: sugar transmembrane transporter activity. Bases 179 to 847 code for a protein of 222 amino acids. Gene Ontology annotation, biological process: carbohydrate transport.
ACUCAUUCAGCUAGCCAUCAGCACCGGCUAAGUCUAUUCAGUCCCGCUUGACCGUUCAUUGAUAGUGCGCAGCGGCGGUCGCGCGCGUAAGUGGUUCCCAUUCGCAUUCAAGGUCACAUCGGUUUGAUCUCGGUAAAUUCUCAGUUUCAAUCGAAGUUCGCGAUUACCAUCAGCAACCAUGGAAGCAUUGUCCCAAGCGCUGCAGCCCUACAAGGAACUGGUGGGAAAUGUGGCAGGUAUAGUCACAGUCCUGCAGAUGUUCAGCGGUGCGUUCGUGUGCAAUGACAUACGCCGGAAGGGAUCCUCGGACGGAUUUUCGCCCAUGCCAUUCAUCGGCGGUUGUGGACUCACGAUUCUCUUCCUGCAGCAUGCCCUGCUGAUGAAUGACCCGGCCAUGAUCAACGCCAAUGUGGUCGGUUUUGCCAUUAGCGUUGUCUACUCGACGUUCUUCUACCUGUACACUCCACGGCAGAGCAAGGGCGAUUUUUGGAAGCAGCUGGGAAUGGCCGGAGCACUGACGGCGGCCAUGAUUGGCUAUGCGCAGAUCGAGAACCCCGCGGUGGUGGAGGAUCGCUUUGGAAUGAUCAUCACGGUGCUCAUGUUGAUGCUGAUUGGGCAACCGUUGUUUGGAUUGCCGGAAAUCAUUCGCAAGAAGAGCACCGAAGGUCUACCGUUUGCCAUGAUUCUUUCCGGUACGGUAGUCGGAUGCAUGUGGCUUCUGUACGGAAUUAUUCUGAACAAUACAUUUGUGAUUCUACAAAAUCUGGCUGCAAUUUCGUUGAGUGGGGUUCAGCUCGCACUGUUCGUGAUAUAUCCUUCAAAGGAUUCGAAGAAGAAAAAGCAAUAGGCAGGCUUUUUUUUGUAAAUCAUUUUUAUAAAUACAGUAUUAGUCGCAUUGGUGCUAAACUAUUGUAGUCAUCACAUGUUUGAUCACAAACGUGCAAUAACAAAUCCGGCAGUGUCA